AUGACCUGGGGAUUGAAACGGGUCAGGGACCAGCUUGGGUGAAAAACCUGAUUUUUUUUGGAAUGUUUAAGAAGUGUAAUUUCCCCAGAUGUGGCUAGAGGAAGGUGAGGCUGGAAUGUUUGUGGGAGCUGUGUGUGGUGACUGUGGUGUGUCCUCAGCUCUGGACAUCCUGGUGCCCAAGGCCGGAUUCUUCUGCCAGAUCUGCUCCCUCUUCUACGCCGACGAGCCCUCCAUGAUCAACCACUGCAGGACCCCCCUGCACCGGCAGAACAUGGAGAAAUUCAUGGCCAAGCAGCAGGAGAGCGGCGGGGAGGAGCCGAGCUCCAGGUGAUGGAGCUUCCCAGGAACCACCACACGUCAGGGCCAGUCCGUUCUGUGUGUUUGGAUUUCCUCGGUCAUUCGGGGUCGGGAAGGAGAAUCCAUGAUGUGAAAAAUCAGAGCUGGGAACAGACCCAACCCAAAGCAGGAGAGGGUUGGAAUUGUGCCUCCGAUCAUCCGACGUGCGAGAGGAGAGACUGUUCCAGGUGUCUCCAGGAAAUAAAUGUUCUUACUGUAUAGGCAC
This is a messenger RNA of Zonotrichia albicollis (white-throated sparrow), 562 nucleotides long. The record is from RefSeq and is a predicted model, not a curated record. NCBI's taxonomy places the organism in Eukaryota, Metazoa, Chordata, Aves, Passeriformes, Passerellidae.